AUGUCACCGGAAACUAGCGGCUCUCCAGAUACUGGUGCAAAGAGAGGUAAGCAAACUCCAUCAAAAGCCACUUUAAAAAAAGGUGGUGCCCAUGGGACAGGCCGUGGCAAAUCGAAACAGGUUAAGCAGAAGGACAAGAGCUCAUUACAGCCAGAAAAUAACGAUUUUGAGUUCAAUAUUCAGGAUGAACUGGUAAAUGGUAAUUUCAAGGCGAGAGGUCGCAAAACACAGGUUUCCAUAAAUCAUUUGCUGGAAUUUCAACUGCCGGAAAGGUCGAAGGAAACGCUGUCUUCGGGCAGCACAGGAAGACGAAAGGGAAGAAGAGCUCAGGAAGAUCGCGUCCACUUGCACGGAGAGUCUUUUGUCAAUGCUAAUUACAAGUUUUUGGUCGACGAUCGGUUUUCGUGCGCGGAACAAGGUUUGGAUCCCAACGUGCCCAUUCCUGGCGAAAAAAUUGUUCGAGUAGAGGUGGCUAGGGGCCAGAGCUGUCCUAUAUGCCUGUCAGACGAGAUUGUAGCUCCUAGAAUGGUCAGUUGCGGCCAUUUAUUCUGCCACGCUUGUAUGCUGAGCUUUUUCGCCGCGGGCGAAGUCUCAACCCCAGAUGAGGUUACAGGGAUAUUGCCGAGACGAAAGAAGUAUAAAGAGUGCCCAUUGUGCGGUACUUUCAUUUCCAAAGGAAAGUCAGCACCGGCCGUUUUCGCCCACCCGAAUGACUCUUCACAAAUUCCACAAAUCGGCCACAGCAGCGUCUUCCAACUGAUGUGCAAACCUCACGGAUCGAUGCUCGCGUUACCUGUGGUUUUGAAUAUCGAUCCAAUGUCCCUGGGUCAUUUCCCUUCGACAGAGCUUUCAGAGCUGGCCCCUUACUCGCGUAUCAUGAAGUGCAACGCUUACCACGCUAUUGACUUGUACAAGAAGGAUCUGGGCGAUAUUCAGGCUCAAUUUGAAUUGGAUAAAGCGCUUUACAACGAGAGUGGUAAGUUUCCCAACCUGGCCAUUGAAGAGAUCAAGCAACAGAUCCAAGGAUAUGAGGAAGCCACCCAAUUGCAAGAUCCAAAAAAAGAUGUAGCAUCGAACUUGGCACAGCUGUCACUUGAGGUUGGGUUAGAGAGGUACCAUGAUACAAAUGCCUACUUUUUUUAUCAAACAGCGCAUACGGCCAAUACCAGGUAUUUUUUGUCCCCUCUAGACGUUAAAGUUCUGAUUACUGCGUUUGGGCAGUAUUCUCGCUUCCCCCCUAUUUUGACAGCAACCGUUGAGGAUAUACAUCAUGGCUCGGUUGUAACAGAAUCAAUGAUACAAAAAUACAAAUACUUCGGUCAUUUGCCUAUAGGAAGUGAUGUAGCUUUUGUUGAUGUCGAUUGGCGUAGCGUUGAAGAUGUGCCAAGUGAGGUGUAUCAAAAAUUCGCGUCUGAGCUCAAUACAAGGCGCCGGAAGUCCGCUUGGAAAAAACAACGUGAGGACAAAGACAAACGACGUCAUGAGAAGCGCCUGGAGCGGGAACAAGAAGCUUUUUACAUGCGCGAGAAUGGGGAUUCACCGGAUCCUACUAUGCUCCCCGCAAACUCUCUUGCCGGACAACACAAGGGUCCGCGUCUGUCUGAAGACUCGGCGAAAGACCACACUUCGGUGAAAGAUAAUCAGGGACAGCACAUCUCAUCGUCUUCCAAGCUUGAAAAGACAGUCUGGGGUACCUCGAUCCCGACCUCAGAAGAGGCCGUUUCGAAACAAGAGGAAGAUGCCGAGUUUGCCAAACUUCUCGAAUCUCUCAAUCAACAGAAAAGUUUAGAAGCCGGUGGUAAAAAGAAAAAGAAGCGGAUGGUAACUUUAUUAAGCUCUGCUCCAUCUCGAGGUUCAUUCUGA
Molecule: messenger RNA, 1863 nt
Organism: Lachancea dasiensis
Lineage: Eukaryota; Fungi; Ascomycota; Saccharomycetes; Saccharomycetales; Saccharomycetaceae
Source: the annotation of a GenBank genome assembly